Messenger RNA from Acanthaster planci (crown-of-thorns starfish), 2931 nucleotides. RefSeq lists its product as uncharacterized. Lineage: Eukaryota; Metazoa; Echinodermata; Asteroidea; Valvatida; Acanthasteridae. The record is from RefSeq and is a predicted model, not a curated record.
UGGUUGGCGGUGACAGUGACGCAGAUACCUUGAAUACAAUGAAUGUACGCAGAGCUGGUUCCAGANNNNUGUUCAGUCCUAUCUUCACUCAGAAAGAUUACUUCACAAACGUAGCGGACAAUAUCCAAAAUAGGACAUCAAUCCGUGUAACUUUCUCCUGGGUCAGCUCUCUUCAAGCGCAAAGUUUCCAGACGACAGUGGGGAUUUUCAACAGGUGUGAGUAACAACAGGCAUCAACUUCAAGAUGAGCACCUUCAAAUGUCCAUUGGCAACACUGGGAGCCUUUCAUAUUGUUGAUGGGAUAGUGAACCCUGCUGCGUGGGGCAUUAGCUGGCUUUUUUAUGGCUACGUUAGUACAGUUGCUGCUCCAGUCUGGGGUGGUGUCGUUUUCUUCAUUCCAGCCGGAAUUCUGACUAUUCUCGCAGGUACUAAUGGCAGUCGUGGAGUGGCGAAUUGGUCCUUAGUAAUGAACAUCUUUGCAGGAAUUGUAGCUGUAGUGGUCAUUGUCUUCAGUGGUAUCAUGGCCAGUACAAACUUCUCCUACGGUUUGGGCGCCCAUGGCGCAUGCAAUGUCAUCUCUAUUCUGAGUGCCGCCUUAGAGAUCGUGAUUUCAAUCAUGGGUGCUAUCUACUCCGGCCUGGUAAUCUCUCGAGGCGGACCAGCACAGACUACGACUGCGCAAGCCCCUACUCUGGGGUAUAACAUCCAAGCUGUGCAACAGUACCCAGGCCAGCAGUUUCAAGCACAGCAGUACCCUGGCCAACAGGUCCAAGCAAUGCAGUACCCUGGCCAACAGGCCCAAGCGAUGCAGUACCCUGCAGCACCGCAGGAGCAGACGUACUAGCAGCCUGCCACAGACUCCAGUGACAGGGGAUUCGGUAACCUUGUUAUGCGACUGAGCAAAUAUUCACUGAGUGCUAGAUGCUGUCAAAAGAAAACAAAUUACUCUGACAUAUCCAAUUCGAAGCUCAGGAACUACCAAAUCAAAACGUAUGAAUAGACGGCAGCAAUACUUAAGCUUUCAAUUGCUUGAUUUGGGGACUGUAUCAAACUGGACUAAUUGUCAAUAGCUUAGGCUUAAACCCUUCAGUAAACUAGCGAGAUAAAGAAAAUGCAUACCGGUCAUCGUGUGUUUUGAAUAACUUUUUUGUUUUUUGUUGAAUUAACUGAAAAUUUUUGUAAUCCUCAAGCUACUUAUGUCCUUCGAGACGGCCAAGUCCCUUUAACCUAGCUAUAACUGCUGUGGAGUAAGGCCUGUCAAAAGAUCAGUACUCCCAGUCUCCCCAUAUGACCUUUCGCAGGAAGUAGACCGCUUUGUUGACAGACAUGUCCCGACAGGUUACGGCUGUUUGGGUUGUGACUGGGAUUACUUUACUUUCACAGCAGCAAAUGAAUUGUAGACAGAGGGGACCUCAAGGUGUAUUGGCAACCACAAAACAGUCGUACAGGUUCAUAGGAGUACUGAGCUACAGAUAUGACUGGGAAAUGACCUGGAUAUUUUAUUUAUCCACAUGGAUACUCGAUGUAAUUUCAUGGGCGUGGUCACUUGCAGGCUUGUAAUUAAACAUGAUAGUGAUAGCUUAUUUAUUUUCAUGCCAGCCAGCCUAUUGUCAAGAAUACCAGGGGAUUUCCUCCUGAUUCACGUUACUGGAUCUAUCAGUGUAUUACACUAACUGUGAAUCAUUUCAAUGUUUCAUUUCAAAAUUUCGCAUCUAGCACUCGAAGCAAUUUCGUGCCCACAAUACGAGCAACAAGCUUAAUUUUGUUUUAGUCAUAAUAUCGAAGUAAAAUUUUAAAAAAUCAAGAGAAGAAGCCAAACCUGGAAUCAAGGAUUCAGGAAAAUUAUGCUCUCGAUAAUAGAUUAACUUAAAAUUUACAUAAAUCUAAACAUGUUUAGAUUGAAUGAGUAGUUGCUGUCUUAUCUGUAACUGUUAUCAAGUAUCUUGGAAUUAAGACUUGAUCUUUUUGAUUUUACAUCUUGAUUAUUGUACCAUUUCACUAUUUUUACUUUCCAAUUUGUGCUUCGCUGUAGGACUUCCUUUAUUGGCUUUGCAGUAAUAUAUUAUGUCCCUUUCUAUCGGUACAAAAAUGUUUCUGUAAAUAUCCAAUGCGAUCGAAGCUUUCUGUCAACUUUAAUGCUUAAAAUAGUGACAGUUAAUUGUAACAAAAUUGGUCAAGCUUGAAAUUAAAACUUGAUUAUAUCUUUUUAAACAAGAUGGUAUAUGACCCUGCAUGGCCUGACGGAAUGUACAAUAUUCCCAUGUGGAAACGGUACUAUUCACGGUGUAGCUGUUUUCAUCAAGCCUUCACUUUGUGAGCUUUUGUGCCUAUACCUUACGAUAUUGUGGGAUUUUCAAUUGUUUUCAAUAUCAGCAUAUAUACCUAGGCAGAGCUAAUUAUAGCACUUAUGUUGCAUUAUGGAAAUGGUUACCAUAGUAAGGUUUAAUACACAAAUAACUUUCAACAAAAGGCUGUUAGGUUAGAAUGAAACAAGUUUCUUUUUGUAAAUGUAUGCCAUGUAAAAAAAAACACGGAAAGUGAAAGCUUGAAUCCAGUGAGUUCGGGAAGAAAUGGCGUACGCCUGUAUUAAAAAGGGUGAAUAUAUACGCCUGUAAAAGGAUAAAUAAAUAAAAAUGAACUUGCAGUACCUUGUAGAUAAAUUAAAUCGUUAUCGUACUUACGUCAAGUGGACACAUCUACGUCUGUAACUGACGUCUGUGACAUUGUGACCUUAUAUGCACUUGACCUUUGUCUGUUGAUCCAAAGAUUCAAAUCUUUGCCUUGUUCGUUGAGCCUGUAUUUGUCUGGCAUCCAUCGUCACGCCCCGUCAAAGUCCUAUUGUUUAUGAUAAUGGUAUGAAAUUUAGGGAUUUUUUUCAUGUUUUUGUAAAAUGAAGAAUUUUUGUACAACAGAAAUAAAUUUGCCACUUUU